Messenger RNA from Sclerotinia sclerotiorum 1980 UF-70, 1326 nucleotides. RefSeq lists its product with no specific name. NCBI's taxonomy places the organism in Eukaryota, Fungi, Ascomycota, Leotiomycetes, Helotiales, Sclerotiniaceae. The transcript has 4 exons. The record is from RefSeq and is a predicted model, not a curated record. The coding region runs from base 1 to 1326 and encodes 441 amino acids.
AUGGUCAACCAAGUAUAUUAUGAGCUCCCAGCGGAGCCCGUAAACAUUUCAGCCAAUCCUCAGACUCAGUCACAAAAACAACAACAACAGGAACAACAACAAUCUCCUUCGUUACCUCCCAGAAAUCCUCCUGCUCCAUCAGUUGAAGAUGAAGAGUCCACAAUCCGAGGUGUUCCGGGAGAUGAUCUGUCUGCUACACCUCUACCAUUAUUCGUACGAAGAUCUAAAUCAAAUCUUUUAAGUCAAUCUUCAGAAAAUGCCACGACUGAUACCACGUCCACACCUCCUCCUAAUCGGUCCAACAUUUCCACAACCGAAUCCUAUGAAACCAAUACUUCCGAUAACCCGCCACCCCUUCCAGGUAACAGACCGAACCUAAACAUUCAUACCGGCCCAUCACUUCCACCCCGAAGAAUUUCUCAGUACAAUCCAGAUGAAAUACACUUUACUCGAGAUUCCCACCGAGUAAUCGCAUAUCUCAUACCACUUCCUAAACCCAUAAAUGUUUCGGAUGCUGACUUUCCUCAACGAUAUCUAAUGUAUACACCACCUGCAGCUCAUCUUCUCAAGCCAGCUGAAGGAAUCAAAGAAGGAAAACGUCAUAAGGGGAAGCGGAUUUGGCAGCGUGAAGUCAAAAAAGCUAAAACUUAUGAUGAAAUUGAAGAACUUCACAUCGUCUAUCCGUCAAGCAUCCACGAUUCCCCCGUCGAUCUCCGCACCCAAUUCCUCUCCCAGCUAACCCGCACCAAAAUCCGCGCAAAAAAACACUCCGCAAUAUCCACCCUCCUUCUCCUCCCCACCCUGCUAAUCGACACCUUCGCCGCCGUCAUCUGGCCCUUCGGUGGUCUCUUCGAAGUAGACGCCAUAUGGGCCUUCACCUCUAUCCGAGGCUACCUCGUAUCACGCUCCAUCACCAGCCGACUAAAACCCCAAGACACACCUCCUCACGAUCCCUCCCAAACCCGUACCCAAGAUCGAGAACUCUACCUCCGCUUUCAAAAAAGCGAGCAACUCAGCAUCCUAGAAAAAUACGUCAAGGAAUUAUGUCACAAGCGUAACCCCGCACGAUUCGAGAGUGCGGGGGUCCCACCCACAGAUUCAGAGGCUUUGAAAGCGAUGGGGUGGGAACCGGAUUUGAGGGGGAGGGUUAAAAGUGGUGAGAGAGGUGGGAUGCCGGAAGGUGGAGUCAGGGAUUGGGAUGAUGAGAGGUGGCAGGAACGGGAGAUGAAAGAGGAUUUACUGGGGGUUUUGGGGAAGGGUGCGAGGAGUUGGGAUGCUUGGUGUAAGAAGUGGGAGAAAAAUUCUAAGAGGGCGGAGAGGAAGUGA